This is a messenger RNA of Scomber japonicus (chub mackerel), 4015 nucleotides long. It is a transcript of the gene casp7, whose product is annotated as caspase 7, apoptosis-related cysteine peptidase. The record is from RefSeq and is a predicted model, not a curated record. The coding region runs from base 1 to 933 and encodes 310 amino acids. Gene Ontology annotation, cellular component: cytoplasm. NCBI's taxonomy places the organism in Eukaryota, Metazoa, Chordata, Actinopteri, Scombriformes, Scombridae. Gene Ontology annotation, biological process: apoptotic process; proteolysis. The transcript has 6 exons.
AUGGCUGGAGAACCUGCAAACCCAACUGAACUUGGAGAUGAAGAGGGGAAGUUGAGUGGAGACGAAAUAGACGCCAAACCUGACCGCAGAGGGAGAUUUCUACUGUUUGGUAAGAAGAAUAAGGAUGGCCAGACGCGGGAGCAGGACUACUCUUCUGAAAGCCAUUACAGAAUUGUUUCACCAACAUUCCAGUAUAAGAUGAGCCACCAACGAGUGGGAAAGUGCAUCAUCAUCAAUAAUAAAAACUUUGAUGAAAAGACAGGGAUGAAUGUACGCAAUGGGACGGACCGAGACGCGGGUGAGCUGUUCAAGUGUUUCAAGAGCCUGGGCUUUGACGUCUUCAUCUACAAUGAUCAGACAUGUGAGAAGAUGGAGCGUCUUCUCAAAGAGGCCUCGGAGGAAGACCAUAGUGACAGCUCGUGUUUCGCCUGUAUCCUGCUAAGCCACGGUGAGGAAGGCAUGAUCUACGGCACAGACGGAGCCAUGCCAAUCAAGUCCAUGACCUCGCUGUUCAGGGGGGACAUGUGCAAAAGCUUAGUCGGAAAGCCAAAACUCUUCUUCAUCCAGGCUUGUCGGGGUUCUGAAUUUGAUGAUGGUAUACAGACAGAUUCGGGUCCGCCAAACGAUACCCUGGAGACUGAUGCUAAUCCAAGACAUAAGAUCCCUGUAGAGGCAGAUUUCCUCUUUGCCUACUCCACUGUGCCAGGGUAUUACUCAUGGAGGAACCCUGGGCGUGGCUCCUGGUUUGUCCAGGCGCUCUGCAAUGUCCUCAACGAGUUUGGCAAGCAGCUGGAAAUAAUGCAGAUCCUGACACGUGUCAACUACAUGGUGGCCACCAGCUUUGAGUCCUGGUCUGAAGACCCACGCUUCAGUGAGAAGAAGCAGAUUCCAUGCGUGGUCUCUAUGCUGACGAAAGAACUGUAUUUUAACUGACCGCCACUCUGACUGACUGUACUGUAUGACACCACAGACUGACCGACUGACUGACUGGACCGACCAGACUGACUGUAUCAGGCACCGACUUAGCGGCCAAAGCAUUCAGGGAUGAUUCAGGCCCAGCAGGACACUGCACAUUUAGAGCACGUAUGACAUUUUGCAUGUGUAGCUGGGCCUGAAAAUGAGCACUCCGUGAGAAGAGAAAAACAUUUACAGUGACACUCCGCGUUCAUGUGUUGAUGGUGAAACUUCCUCUUCAGGUUAUUCUUCAGAAUAAUGGCGUCACAUUGAUCUGAUCUUUGUCGACAGGCACUGUGAAAUAUCCAUGUUAUUCUACCAACCCAGAAAAUUUGCUGCCAGUUUUUUGUGGGUUUGGGGAAUCAUAUCUGAAUAUGUGUUUCACCAUUUUCCAGCAUUUGAAACAGAUGUUGAAAGGAACUGUACCUAGUGGACAGGACUGUUCAAGGCAAAGCUUGCUUUCAUUGUCUGGAUCAGGGUUUCUGAUUGACUGAGAGUAAUCUCUCCAGAAACACAUAAUGAACCCAUCAAAGGCAGUCCUAUGUCCUUUGUACAGUGUACAAUACAAUAACUAACUACUAACCAAAAUUAAAUUAGAAAACAAAGGACAGUUAAAUGUUUUAAAUGAAUUGUUUGACAAUUUGAAAAAUGUGCUUAUUACCUUUAUUGCAGAGUUCGAGAAGAUUGAUGCCACUUUCAUGUUUGUACAGUAAAUAUGAAUCUAAAGUCAGCAGCUCAUUAGCUUAGCUUAGCAAAAAGACUGGAAACAGGGAAACAACUAGCCUGGCAAUUUCCGGGGGUUACAAAAUCUGCCUUCCAGCACUUCUAAAAGCUCACUAAUCAACAUGUUAUAUCGUAUAUUUAUACUUAUAUUUGAUCUGGACAAAACCUUACAGCAAGUUGUGGAUUUGAUGUGAUAAUUAGUAAGGUUUAGAGGUGUGUUUCCAGUCUUUGUGCUACACUGUUGGUUGUAGCUCCAUAUCCCUUAAUGCAUGAGAGUUACCUUAAAUCUUUUCUUUCCAACUCAGGGGAAAUAAGCGUACUUCCAAAAAUGUCAAACUAUUCUUUUAAAAGCCUUUGUGAAUGAAUGCUGUCCUUAUGUUUUAUCUCAGGUCAGUCUAUAGAAAUCUCUACUAGGAAACAAAUUAGAGUGAUUACGAAUCCUAUGUUUGCCAUAUGAGAAAUGAGGGACCUGCUUUGAUUAACAGCCCUGUCUGAUGUGGAGGCAAAAACAAAAAACGCAUCUGGAAAAUGGAUCAGAUCAUUUUCAGCUAUCUGUGUUUUAAUGUUUUCAGCUGUCAAUCGUCCAGAAAAGAGGCAAAAGAAAAAGACAACACUCCUCUGAGCACAAACUUCAUGAUGCUCUUGCCAAAGGCGCAGUGUUUCAGCCUUCCUAGCAAGUUUAAGUUGGUAGCAGCAUGCUGGCAUCCUCAGGUUCUUUAAUGUCCCAUGAAGUGGGUAAAUGUAAUGUUAAAGAAUUUCAUAUAUGUAUGGCUAGGAAGGUCCAAUCUUUUGCUGUGUAAUGCUUAGUUCUAUGAGAUCUUGGGUCAAGUGCAUAGUAUAUAGUCCACCUCCAUAAAAGCAACGAUCAUUUGCAAACUUUGCCAGUUUUCUCAGCGUGAUGUUGACAACUUCACUCGCUUGUUGUUCAAGCCUGCAUAAGUGAAGUUCAUGUAAUUGCAUAUGAUCAAAACUACGCAUUUGUCUUAUUAAUAGUCAGGGUCCAACAAAUCAGUUUUAUGAAUUUCCCUUUUUUUAAUCCUUAAAUUAAGACAUUCCUCUUCACAACUGUAUCUUUAGCAAAGAAUAUGAUACAGAUUUUAGGAUUUUUACUCCAGAUAGAAAACUUGAGAAUGUCUAAAGCUGUGUCAUACAUUUGGGAAAUAUCAUUAUGUAAAGCUGGACGGGAGCCCAAAGCACAAAUGCCACAUCAUUUCACUGUAUAUUAGUGUUGUACAUUGUCACACUUUAACACACACUACACUGUAACACACAGUAACAGGUAAUAAGCAAUGUCUUCCUACUUAAUUUAAAAAUUGAGCUUUGAUUUCGAUUAAAGUAAAAACAAAAAACAAUUAGAUUGCUUUGAUUUAUUAUUUUUAAACAUAUUGCCAACUAUUUCUUAAAAUAACAUUGUAUUAUUUAGUGAAUGAUUUAUUGUCAUUGAGUUAUUUGAUAAAAACUAACAAUAUAUUUUUUCAAAUGAAAGACAUUUGCCAUUUUGUCAUUACAGCUUACAUAAAGUUUGUUCUUCAGAUACGCUGUGUCAUUGUCCUUAAGUGUGUCAAUCACAGAGGCAGCUAUUACUGGUGGUGACAAGUCUGAACAUACACAAUCCACAUGUCUACAAUACACACUCUCACUGUUGCUGCAAUGUUUUUACAUUAUUCACAUGACUGCAUGCGUCAGGAACUUUGGGGAAAAGUUCAGCAAUAGCUUUAAUUUGUCAUUUUCCCCUUUUCACUAUUUGUAUUUUUUAUCAGUCACUUUUUUAUUUCAUAGCACACUUAUAUAAUAUUUAUUGGAGCCAGAGGUGUGAUCAAUACUGGCAUUUCCCAUUUUAACCAGUGCACUUGUCCAAUACAGACACAACUCUCGAAUCCUCUCGACACAUGGAUCUCUGAUCAGUGAUGUGGUGCCCAACCUGUGCUGAAAGUAGUGUUUGCUCCACUUGUUUUGGAAUGGAAUUGAAGGAGGGAAAAAAUUAUUUUUAGAGGGUAAAAUUUUAAAUGCUUUCCGGUGUUAAAUGCUGUUGUCCUCAGGAAUAUAUUUGAAAAGAUUUGGAAAAAUGAAUGAAUGCAUUAAAUAGAAAGUAUAAUCUGGCCCAAUUUUUCAUUUUGGGGCAAUAAUACCUUGUUUAAAUAAUUUCGAAACAGAGGAAUGCUUAUGUAAACAUUUUAUUGUAUUAAACAUAAAGAAUUUAUUGUGUAAUGAGUUGUGUAAUUCUUUUUAUCACCUCCCCUAGCAUAUAUGUGAUCAAAGAUCACAUUGAAAGGCUGAUAUGAUGCUUGACAUGGUAAAUGAAUACACUGAAUAUUACUAUCAAAUAUUGAAGACAUUA